Molecule: messenger RNA, 6287 nt
Organism: Schistocerca cancellata (South American locust)
Lineage: Eukaryota; Metazoa; Arthropoda; Insecta; Orthoptera; Acrididae
Product: trichohyalin-like
Exons: 8
Coding region: 1-5877 (1958 amino acids)
Source: RefSeq, a predicted model, not a curated record
AUGAGCGGAGAGCCGCAGCGCCUCCGGCAGACUGCGCCGCGCCGCGGCCACUGCUCGGCUCCUGGGAGGGCGGCGGGAUGCGGUGACGUCACGGGACCGGGGCGCAUGUGUCCCGCAGAUAAGGCGGUAACGCGGUUACGCCUGGGCGCCGCCGCCGGCAAUCAUCGAGUCGGCACCAGUCCAGCGGAGCCCGAGGAAGACUCGCUCCUGAGGACGCUCACUUCAGAGGCCACCGCCAGCCGCACCGUGUCUCUGAGAACGCUCCGGCCGGCCGAACCUCUCUUCAACAGGAUGCGCUGCCGAGGCAUGGGGGCGGCGGCGCUGCUGCUGCUGCUGGGCUGCGCCGUGCCGUCGCUCGCCUGGGCCGACGCCGGCGCCGCCUCCUGCCCCCGGCCCGGGGGUGGGACGCAGCCCGGGGGCCGCAGGAAUGACCUCUACCGCCGCAGAGACACGUCACCUGACGACCCUUGGACAGGAAAAUACUGCAACUCAUGCCAGCUACAACGCAGCCUCACUAGCGCAGAUAAGGACUAUGACAGCGGGAUGUACAUCGGCAACAACAGCAUGUGCCUCAAACUCCUUGAAGCAAACCAGUCUUCGUGUGCCACGUGGCCGGUUCCCACACUCACUGUGAUCACCCCAAGACUCUUUCAUGAGGCCACAGUGAGCGGACUGAUAGACAACUGGCACAUGGUCUCUGAGCCGCUUCAUGAAGUCGAGAUGGAGACAAAUGUCAAGAAGUUACCAACGGCAACCUUGAGUUCCCUUGAAAGACAUCCUCCUGGGCACAUCUCCUCAGAUCGACAAGCGAACACACCACGCCAGAAAACAUUGCCAGCCUCAAGGCAGUCAUCCAGAAAAGCUCUUGCAAGGCAGUCAACAGUGAAGACGACAGUCUCGGAACGACGAGCCCAACGUGCGAGUGACAGGAAGGCUGAUGUGUUAGAGCAGCUUUCAGGGCCAUCUGCUGGGAUACGAGUAGUAAGACAAAUGAACUCAGUGAGUAAUCGUCGAGAUGUGAGGACUGGGAGACAGUCAUGGCUGAAACAUUCUUCAACAGAUCGACGGCUCGAACGAGAUACAGAUCAGCUGUAUAGGUAUUCUAUUGAGAGACUUGUACCUGUAACUUCUGUUUCUCUCAAGAGGAAACCACCGGUAAGGUCUACAACCUCAAAUACGCACAAAUACUCCAUGUCUGUCUCUGUGGACCAUGGUCGAGAAAGGCAAACCACUUUUAGAUCUGUCUCGCUGGAUCGUCGGGAAGAACGAAGUGCUGAGCGCCUGUCUCGAGAAUCAUCCAGAAGGGGGUUACCUGCGACGUCUUUGGCACAAGAUCGUCGCCAGGAACGGAAUAUGGAACGACUUUCUAGGGAUACAUCUGAAAGACGAUCCACUGGUAGAUCUGUCUCCCUGGAUCUUCGACAAGAACGAAGCACUGAACGCCUAUCUCGAGAAUCAUCUGAAAGGAGAUUACCUGCGAUGUCUUUGGCACAGGAUCGUCGCCAGGACCGGAAUAUGGGACGACUUUCAAGGGAUGCACAUGAGAGACAACUCACUGUUAUGUCUGUCUCCCUGGGUCGUCGGCAGGAACGAAGUGCUGAGCUUCCUUCUAGAGAUCCGUCUGAAAGAAGGGCAUUUGCGAGGUCUAAGAUACUAGACCGUCGCCAAGAACGGAAUAUGGAACGACUUUCUACAGAUUCCGCUGGAAGACGAUCCACUGUUACAUCUGCCUCCCUGAAUCGUCAGCAAGAAGGAAGUUCUGAACGUCUGUCUCGUGGAUCUUCUGGUAGGCACUCACGCGUGAGGUCUCUGUCAUUGGAUCGUAGCCAGGAACGGGAUAUGGAACAACUUUCCAUGGAUAAUCGAAAAAGGCAUUCCUCAACUCGUACUGUCUCAUUGGAUCGAAGUGCUGACAGCAUGUCUCGAAAAUACUCUGAAAGGAGGUCACUUGCGACGAUUUCUGCACAUGACCGUCGCCAGGAACGCAGUAUGGAACAGGUUUCUAGGGACGCCUCGGAAAGACGAUCUAAUGCUAGAGCUGUCUCCCAGGAUAGUCGGCAAGAACGAAGUGCUGAUCGUCUGUCUCGAGAAUCCUCUGAAAGGCGGUUACCUACUAGGUCUUUGGCACAAGAUCGUCGCCAGGAACGGAAUGUGGAGCGACUUCCGACGAAAUCCUUUGUAAGACGUUCCACUGUUAGAUCUGUCUCCCUGGAUCGUCGGCAAGAACGAAGUGCUGAGCGCCUGUCUCCAGAUUCCUCUGAAAGGAGGUUACUUGCUAGGUCUUCGGAACAAGAUCGUCUCCAGAAACGGAGUAUGGAACGACUUCCAACGAAAUACUCUGAAAGACGAUCCGCUGUUAGAUCUGUCUCCCUGGAUCGUCAGCAAGAACGAAGUGCUGAGCGACUGUCUCGAGAAUCCCCAGAAAGGUGGUUACUUGCUAGGUCUUUGGCACAAGAUGGUCGCCAGGAACGGAAUGUGCAGCGACUUUCUAAGGAUGACUCUCAAAGACAAUCCACUUCCAGAGCUGUCUCCCUGAAUCGUCGACAAGAACGCAUUUCUGAACGUCUGUCACGUGAAUCCUCUGAAAGGAGAUUACUUGCUUGGUCUUCUGAACAAGAUCGUCGACAGGAAAGGAAUGUGGAGCGUCUUUCUAGGGAUAACUCUGAAAGACGAUCCACAUCUAGGUCUGUCUCCCUUGAUCGUCGACAAGAACGAAGUGAAGAGCGCCUGUCUCGAGAAUCCUCUGAAAGGAGGUUACUUGCUAGGUCUUUGGAACAGGGUCGUCGCCAGCAACGGAAUGUGGAACGACUUUCUAGGUAUGACUCUGAAAGAAGAUCCACUUCUAGGUCUGUCUCCCUGGAUCGUCGACAAGAACGAAGUGCUGAGCGCCUGUCUCGAGAUUCCUCUGAAAGGACGUUACUUGUUAGGUCUUUGGAACAAGAUCGUCGCCAGAAACGGACUAUGGAACGACUACCAACAAAAUACUCUGAAAGACGAUCCACUGUUAUAUAUGUCUCCCUGGAUCGUCGGCAAGAACGAAGUGAAGAGCGCCUGUCUCGAGAAUCCUCUGAAAGGAGAUUACUUGCUAGGUCUUUGGCACAAGAUCGUCGCCAGGAACGGAAUGUGGAGCGACACUCUAGGGAUGACUCUGAAAGACGAUCCACUUCUAGGUCUGUCUCCCUGAAUCGUCGACAAGAUCGAAGUACUGAACGUCUGUCUCGAGAAUCAUCUGAAAGGAGGUUACUUGCUAGGUCUUUGGAACAAGAUCGUCUCCAGGAAAGGAAUGUGGAGCGACAUUCUAGGGAUAACUCUGAACGACGAUCCACUACUAGGACUGUCUCCCUUGACCGUCGACAAGAACGAAGUGCUGAGCGCCUGUCUCGAGAAUCCUCUGAAAGGCGGUUACUUGCGACGUCUUUGGCACAAGAUCAUCGCCAGGAACAGGCUAUGGAACUACUUCCAACGAAAUCCUCUGAAAGACGUUCCACUGUUAGAUCAGUCUCCCUCGAUCGUCGACAAGAACGAAGUGCUGAGCGCCUGUCUCGAGAAUCCUCUGAAAGGCGGUUACUUGCUAGGUCUUUGGCACAAGAUCGUCGCCAGGAACGGACUAUGGAACGACUUCCAACGAAAUCCUCUGAUAGACGUUCCAGUGUUAGAUCUGUCUCCCUGGAUCGUCGGCAAGAACGAAGUGCUGAGCGCCUGUCUCGAGAAUCCUCUGAAAGGAGGUUACUUGCUAGGUCUUUGGAACAAGAUCAUCCCCUGGAACGGAAUGUGGAGCGUCUUUCUAGGGAUGACUUUGAAAGACGAUCCAGUUCUAGGUCUGUCUCCCUGAAUCGUCGACAAGAACGAAGUGCUGAGCGCCUGUCUCGAGAAUCAUCUGAAAGGAGGUUACUUGCUAGGUCUUUGGAACAAGAUCGUCGCCAGGAACGGAAUGUGGAGCGACUUUCUAGGGAUGACUCUGGAAGACGAUCCACUUCUAGGUCUGUCUCCCUGGAUCGUCGACAAGAACGAAGUGCUGAGCGCCUGUCUCGAGAAUCCUCUGAACGGAGGUUACUUGCUAGGUCUUUGGAACAAGAUCGUCGCCAGGAACGGACUAUGGAACGACUUCCAACGAAAUCCUCUGAUAGACGUUCCAGUGUUAGAUAUGUCUCCCUGGAUCGUCGGCAAGAACGAAGUGCUGAGCGCCUGUCUCGAGAAUCCUCUGAAAGGAGGUUACUUGCUAGGUCUUUGGAACAAGAUCGUCCCCUGGAACGGAAUGUGGAACGACUUUCUAGGGAUGAUUCUGACAGACGAUCCACCUCUAGAUCCGUCUCCCUGAAUCGUCGACAAGAACGAAGUACUGAACGUCUGUCUCGAGAAUCAUCUGAAAGGAGUUUACGUGCUAGGUCUUUGGAACAAGAUCGUCGCCAGCAACGGAAUGUGGAAAUACUUUCUAGGGAUGACUCUGGAAGACGAUCCACUUCUAGGUCAGUCUCUCUGAAUCGUCGGCAACAACGAAGUGCUGAGCGCCUGUCUCGAGAAUCCUCUGAAAGGAAAUUAUUUGCUAGGUCUUUGGAACAAGAUCGUCGCCAGGAACGGACUAUGGAACGACUUCCAACAAAGUACUCUGAAAGACGUUCCACUGUUAGAUCUGUUUCCCUGGAUCGUCGGCAAGAACGAAGUGGUGAGCCCCUGUCUCGAGAAUCCUCUGAAAGAAGUGUAAUUGCGGCCUCUUUAGCACAAGAUCGUCGCCAGGUACGGAAUAUGGAACUAGUUUCUAGGGCUGCCUCUGAAAGACGGUCUACUGUUAUAUCUGCCUCCCUGGGUCGUCGACAAGAAGGAAGUGCUGAUCGUCUGGCUCGAGAAUCCUCUGAAAGAAGGUUACUUGUUAGGUCUUUGGCUCAAGAUCGUCGGCAGGUACGGAAUAUGGAACGACUUUCUAGGGGUGCCUCUGAAAAACAAUCGACUUUUAGGUUUGUCUACCUGGACCGUUGGCAUGAACGAAGUGCUGAGUAUCGUUCUCGAGAGUCGUCUGAAAGGAGUCUACUUGUGAGAUCUUUGGAGCUAGAUCUUCGCCAGGUACGAAAAAUGCAACAGCUUUCAAAGGAUACUUCAGAGAGGCUAUCAACUACCAGAUCUGUCUCCCUGGAUCUUCGGCAAGAGCGAAGAGCUGAACGUUUGGUACGUGAAUCCUCUAGAAGGCACUCACCUGCCUGGUCUUCAUCACUGGAUCGUCGCCAAGAGCGUAAUAUUGUGGUACAUGUUGAAGAUUCUUCUAGGAAGCAUCGUUAUCAAUGGACUGCAGUUCGUUUGUCGAGAGACAUCUCACACAAGCGAUCAGUGAUUAAAUCUGACCUAAUCAGUCUUAGUCAGCGGCGGAACGUGGAUCUGCUUCGGAAGCAAUCUCUUGUUAGACUAGCAACGUCUCUGCCUCUUUCGGGAGAUCGACUAAAUCGUCGUCUGCAGAAGGAGCUAACGCUGAGCUCUGGACGACGACUCACGAGUUCCUCCUUAUUUAUGGAUCGAAGAACAGAUGCUGCUUCUGUUAUGAGCUAUUUACCAGCUGGUCGACAGAACCAGGCGGGCGACAUUGACGGAUCAGCAGUUUCAGACACCAGGAGUACCGCUGAUAAUACACGGGCAGCCGCCAUAUUCCUACCAAAGACUGAGUCCUUCAGCUGGGGACGCUUACCGCUCGACAUUAACCUCUGGAUCGCCUCUAUCGUGUUAAUCCUGAUUCAAUGGAUGGACCACUCGCAGAAAGGGGUGCAGAGACACUGGAGUGUGGACGAAUCUGCGUGCGAGGCUUCGUCUGGGAAGAUCAACUGGGACGGAGUUGGCAGGAGCCUGUGGCAGCUGGCCGGGGGCGGCACCGCCUCCGCGCUGUCUGCCGCCUGAGCCGCCCCCGACGCCACCUCUCCGCCCCCGACGCCGCCUCCAGCCUCGCCGCUAGUCGCCGCCAGCCGAGCCGUAGUGCAGACCCCAGCCGACGCUUCUAGGGACCACACUCGUAUACAAAGACGAGAAUAAAUUAUUUUUCUCUCAGGAAAAAAAAAUAUUUUUAUUUCGAGCAUAACGUGUCUGUUCACUGAUUUUUAACGUCAGACUUUUAUCGAUCUGUUACUGUGUUAAUCGACAACGUAUUUUACAAUUCGUUGUAGUGUAGAACCAAGAAACGUAGUUAAUAUUCAGAUUACGAGUAGUUCGUGUAGCGCUAGCUAGAACAUUCCUGUAUAUUCCACCUGUAUACUGCUGUGACAAAUUCUCCUGUACCUGUCAUGUGGUAAAUACGACAACAUUAAACGGUA